Protopterus annectens (West African lungfish) is the source of this 2355-nucleotide messenger RNA. It is a transcript of the gene SLC25A20, whose product is annotated as solute carrier family 25 member 20. Bases 172 to 1092 code for a protein of 306 amino acids. Lineage: Eukaryota; Metazoa; Chordata; Ceratodontiformes; Protopteridae. Gene Ontology annotation, cellular component: mitochondrial envelope. The transcript has 9 exons. The record is from RefSeq and is a predicted model, not a curated record. Gene Ontology annotation, biological process: mitochondrial transport; positive regulation of neuron projection development; carnitine transmembrane transport. Gene Ontology annotation, molecular function: O-acyl-L-carnitine transmembrane transporter activity; low-density lipoprotein particle binding.
GAGUGUGCGGCUGCGCGGCAGGGAUGUAGGUCAAAGUUAAACUACCAAUGCUUUUCUGUGCCUGAAUGACCUAACAUUAAGUUAAUUGUACCGGUGGUUGGGACACAGUAGGAGACUGAGUUGUAGUACUCAGCGUGCAUUUACUUUGAAUUUGCAAAGAAACCAAUAAAAAUGUCACAGGACAGCCAGUCGCUCCAACCACCUCCCAUCAGUCCCAUCAAGAACUUCUUUGCUGGUGGAUUUGGUGGGGUAUGCCUUGUGUUUGCCGGCCACCCUCUGGACACCAUAAAAGUAAGAUUACAGACGCAGGUAAAGCCAGCACCUGGGCAGCUUCCACUUUACUCCGGUACAUUUGACUGUUUCAGAAAGACAUUUAUGAAAGAGGGUUUACGGGGGUUAUAUAAAGGUAUGGGGGCCCCUAUUGUUGGGGUGACCCCCAUGUUUGCUGUAUGUUUCUUUGGAUAUGGUCUUGGUAAAAAGCUACAACAGAAGACUCCUAAUGAUGUAUUAACGUAUCCUCAGCUGUUUGCUGCUGGCAUGCUUUCUGGUGUUUUUACCACGGCCAUAAUGGCUCCUGGGGAAAGAAUUAAGUGCCUUCUACAGAUUCAGGCUGGUACAGGUGAAAUAAAAUAUGCAGGCCCAAUUGAUUGUGCAAAACAACUGUACAGAGAAGCUGGCAUUAGGGGAGUCUACAAAGGCACUGUGCUUACUCUUAUGAGAGAUGUGCCAGCCAGUGGAAUGUAUUUCAUGACAUACGAGUGGCUCAAGAAUGUCCUAACUCCUGAAGGAAAGAGUGCAAGUGACCUUAGUGUACCCAGAAUUCUUUUCGCUGGUGGUAUGGCUGGAAUUUUCAACUGGGCUGUGGCAAUUCCUCCUGACGUUUUGAAAUCCAGGUUUCAGACAGCUCCUGCAGGGAAGUACCCCAAUGGUUUCCGGGAUGUGUUACGAGAACUGAUCAGGGAGGAGGGAAUUGGAUCUCUCUAUAAAGGGUUCACAGCUGUCAUGCUUCGAGCAUUCCCUGCUAAUGCGGCCUGCUUUCUUGGUUUUGAAGUUGCCAUGAAGUUUCUAAAUUGGCUGGCACCCAACCUGUGACCAUUCUUAGUUGGAUUUUGGCAUUAUUUGGGCAGUUAUGGAUAUCUGAGUGAAUAACACCCUGGAAUAUUUGAGGCUGAGAUAAUGGAGUUUGUAAAAUUUAUUGGUUCAGUCAUUUUAAAAUUUGUACAUGUUAUGCAACAUAUCUACCUCUGUGUAUCCCACUUUGAUAGAUAUUAAGACAUGUUGUAUAAUGCUGCUAUCUGGCAGUGGAAAGACUGUGGAUUUCUACCCAUCCAAGGAUUAAGACGGUGAUGCUGAAGGAUUACCAACAGUUGUUUUACAGCAGGUUUAUGAUUGAUAAGCACGGUCAUUCAAUUCAUUUUGCACUUGAGAAAUGUCAAAGUAUGAAACUGGUCAUAUUGAGUGCACACUGUUCCAUGCUCUAAAUGUGCCUUACUGACAUAGCUGCAAAGGGUAGCAUGCUUAACCACUAUGAGUCAGAGAUGGUGAUAUAGCAUUUUCUAACCAAGAAAUAUAAUGUGAUUUUAACACCUCAGCCAAAAAACAUUUUUGAUGCCAGUUCAUUUGUUGGAAAUCAUAAUGCCAGCAAUGCAUUUAGCAGGCAGAUUACUGACAAUUGUUUACAGUAUUUUUUCUGUGCCUGUGCGUCUCCAGACUUGCACACACAUCAUUAAGGUUAUAACUCUAUAGUUGGGGUUAACGUAGCCUUAGCAAUGCAGUAAACUAAUUUGUUUUAAAACUGUAAAUAUAAACACUUUCAUCAUGAAGAAUAUGUAUACAUUUUUCUUAAUAAUUAUAACUAGUUAUACUUUUGAAUGAAAUAAUUUUGCUUAGUUUCUGUAAACUCAGGUAUACAGGGUUAUAAAGGUAAAGCAUGCUUCAACCAAAAUGUUCACUAACUCAGAAAUGUAGUCAGGGUUUUCCAUUACUGUGACAGAUGUCGAAUUACUUUAUUGUCGUUUGAGUUCCCAGACUCUGUCUGAGAAAGAGCUUUUUGGAUCAGUGCAUCUUCAUGAUCAGUGAUGAGCAAACACACCGUGGUAACCAUAAGCCAUACACUGAUGAUGUUUUACAGGUAAUUUGAUAGAGUUUAAAAUGCCUACUUAGCCUUUACACAUAUUCAUUUCUUGCCAAAAUAGAUGCAGUUUGUGAAGUCACAAAUUGUAUAAAUCAAAUAUUUUGCCAAAUAUGUUAUAUUUGUGCUCUGUAUUACAUGAUCAUUUAUAAAUGGUGUUCCUUGUUGCCAUGAAAGUAUUUUCUGUAACUUAAAUGUAACAAGAUGGGCAGAGCCACAAAAUA